UAACACCACACGGGUGUACAGCACCAACUCAUUCCCACUAGUCUCUCUCUUUCUAAACGUUACCAUCCGGUGACGGAUGAGCUUCCCGGCGACACCUUACAACUGGCCGCCGCCGGCGUUCUGAUCUCCGACGCCAGCGGCUUCUCCGAAAACCGGGUUAGCUGGGCGCGAGGGGUGCAGCGACCGGUGCCAUCCCAUCCCUGUGAUACGAUACACCGAUCUCGACCCGAAUCUUAUCCUUACGUGUCGGGUGUGGGCUCGCUUCCGGAGAUGGCGACGACCACGAUAACAACGAGCUGUCACCAGCCGUGUCGGACCUCCACAUGCCCUCCUUGGCUUCAAGCGGCUCUUGCAGACAUCCAGCAAAGGGUGCAGGCACUGGCGGUGAGCUUACCCGACGAGGAGGAAUCGCACUCGUUCGCGGAGCGGGCGGAGAACUACUACCAGAAACGGCCCCAACUCCUCGCCCUCCUCCAAGACCUCUACAACCGAUACCUCUACCUCGCCGACCGCUACUCCCAAUCCCUUCUCAAACCCCUCCACCGUCGCCAGAUCUCGUCCGUCCACUCCGACUUCGACUUCGAUGACGACCCCCGCGUCUCCGACCCCGACUCCGCCUCCUCCGACGCCGAAAGUUCCCUCUCCUUUCAACCCCUCCCGCCGCCGCCACCGCCACCGGCGGCCUCCCAAGAUUCGCCUUCCACCGAGGGGGUUUUGGACGCGAUCGUGACGGAGCUGGUUGUGGCGGCGGUCGAAAGGGAUCUGCUGGCGGCGGAGGCGGCGGAGGUGGAGCGGCGGUGGUCGGAGUCGGCGAGGAAGAUCGAGCUGCAGGGGAGUUUGCUGGAGGUACUGGAGUCGGAGAGGAUGGUGCUGCUGGGGGAGAACGCGAGACUGGGUUUCAGGGCAGCGACGGCGGAGGAGGAGGGCCGGGCGGUGGUGGCAGAGCUGGGAUACAUGCGGCGGAAGGCGGCGGAGCUGGCGCGGCUGGUGGUGAAGCUCCGGGAGGAUCACCGAGUGUGCCUUCUCGGCCGGAAGAUCGAAGCCCUCCAGGCCCAGAUCUACGGCUUGGAACGGCGGAACCGGGAGUGUUUCGACGCUAUGGCGAGGAGAGAGAAGGAAAAGUGGGAGGUUCGGGUCGAGCUGGACCGGCUUAGGGAGGAGAACCGCCGGCUCAGGGAGGAGGCCGAGGCGGACCGGGCGAAGCGGAGGAGGAGGAAGAAAGAUGGAGGUUUCGGGAAGUGGUGGGACCGGGUGAGGAAGAUCGAGUGGGCUCCAUGUGCGCCGCACGUGAAUGGUGGAAAGGGAUGCUUCUAUCUGUAAGGUGGGUUUAUUGUGUUUGGAGAUAUCUGAGAGGGGAUUCUUGGGGUAAUUUGUAUAGGGGAAAGUAACGUUACUAGGAGUUACAACUACUACUUAUCAUAUGUAGGACUGGUUAGUAGUGGAGUCAAUAUAGUCUAUACUGUGCAGUUGCAUCAGUACGAUUUAUAAGAGUCUUGGUGAUAUAGAUAGUGCUUUUGGUUAGUUAAGUAUCAGUCUGGGAGGUAUGGAUAUGGGUUAAUGUGAACCUUUGAGUUUUGGUAUUCUGCACUAUGAUUACCAGCUUGUAUAUUUUUCUCUUGAUGUAUGAUCAGCUGUUUGCAAA
Elaeis guineensis (African oil palm) is the source of this 1642-nucleotide messenger RNA. Its product is annotated as kinase-interacting family protein. The record is from RefSeq and is a predicted model, not a curated record. NCBI's taxonomy places the organism in Eukaryota, Viridiplantae, Streptophyta, Magnoliopsida, Arecales, Arecaceae. Gene Ontology annotation, molecular function: actin binding.